UGUUUGAUUAUAAACAAAUGGCACAAUUAACUACAAGAUAUAAUAAAUAUAAAACAAAUUAUUCACAAAUUUUAUUACUUUUAAAUUUUAUUCUAAAUACUAACAUACAAUAAAUAAACACGUAGUGAGUUAAUCACAGUAUUAUAUACGAUAAAAUUCACAACAUUUUUUUAUUAAGAUGUGCUCCAAUGACACGACACAGGAACUAACAGAAAUUAUAUCCUGUCAAAAGAAAAAAAUAUCCAAGUUAAACAAAAAAAUAGAAGAGUUUGAUGCUGUUGUUUCCGAGAGAGAUAGUUUAAAAAAACUAUGCACACAAUUUGAACAACAUAAAGAAGACAAUCAUAAUAGCCAGAAGAAGUUGUUGAAUGAACUGUUAGCUACGUGUGAUAAACAAACAGAAAAGCUUAAAAGAGUUGCGGACAUGGAAUACAAAUGGGAACACAAAUUUGGUGAAUUGGAAGAUGCUAACAACUGUUUAAGUCGUCAAUUAAAAACUGCAAAAUGUAAUGAAAAUAAAUUACAAUCACAGUUGACAGAAACUGAAAUGACUUUAAAAUGUGUUCAGAAGGAAUUAUGUACAACUAAAUCAGAAUUGGAAGAAAAGAACCUCAUGGUUAAUAAAUUAAAGACAAAUUUGAAAUGUAAUGAACAGGAACUCUGUAAAGUUCGCAAGCAACUUGAAGAGUGCAAAAAUGAAUGUAGUAAAUUAAAUGAGACAAAUGGAAUGUUGAAUAUGGACUUAAAAUGCACAAAAAAAAGUCUAUGUGAUACAAAAUUAUCAAUUAUGCGUCUAGAGGAAAGGUGUAGACAAGAACGAGAACAUUUAUCAAAUGAAUUAAAAAUAAGCUGUAAAAAGUUUAACAAUUUAGAGGUACGAUACGAUGAAGCAACGUGUAAAUUAAACGAAGAGCGAUAUAAAUCCAAAAAGUUGGCUUUAAAAUUAAUAGAAGUGAAUAAAGUGACCAUAAAAAAUUACUUAGAAAUGAAAAACAAGAUACAGAAAUUGCAAGAAGAAAUUUGUGCAAAGAACAAUGAAUUAUGUUGUUUGAAGGAUAAAAAUACACAGUUGCAGCAAGAAAAUGAAUGCAAAUGUACGGAAAUAAGUACAUUGAAAAAUAAACUUUACGAAAGAGAAUGUCAACUAAAGCAAAUGUGUUUAUUAUCAGAAAAAAUUGAGAAAAUCAAAUGCAAUGUCGAAGCUUGUUGUUGCCCUAAGAAAUGCGGAACUAAUCCUUGUUGUCCAAAGAAGAAAAGCGAAACUCCUACUUGUGGUUGUCCAGUAAAAAAAUGCGAAACCGAACCUUGUUGUCCAACAAAGAAAUGUGAAACUAACCCUUGUCCACUAAAAAAAUGUGAAACUAAUCCUUGUUGUCCAAAGAAACCUGAAACUAAUCCUUGUUGUCCAACAAAGAAACCUGAAACUAAUCCUUGUUGUCCAACAAAGAAACCAGAAACUAGUCCUUGUUGUAAACCAGCAAAUUCCAUAACAGAUAUGAAAUUCACAUGUGGUUUAUCUAGCAACACAAAAGCUGUUAUACAAAAAUAUACCAAAAAAUCGUGUGGGGCAAGUAACGACGUGUAUAAAAUGGAACUAAAAAAAUUGAAAUGUGAUCUAGAUGACUUACAACAGAGUAUUGGGUAUGUCUCUUAAAAAUAAUUGGCUUAAAUUAUUUAAGUCACUAAAAUUGAUUCUAUAUUAUAAUAUAAUAUAUAUUAAUCCUAAUGGCCUUUGCUGCCUAGGAUUAAUUUAAAUAAAUAAAUAAAAAACAUAAAUAUAAAUAUAUAUAUUAUAAAAGAAAAAUAACUAUAAAUAAAACAAAAUUUACUGUAACUGUACUUUUAAAA
Molecule: messenger RNA, 1848 nt
Organism: Aphis gossypii (cotton aphid)
Lineage: Eukaryota; Metazoa; Arthropoda; Insecta; Hemiptera; Aphididae
Product: keratin, type I cuticular Ha1-like
Exons: 2
Coding region: 179-1654 (491 amino acids)
Source: RefSeq, a predicted model, not a curated record